Hemiscyllium ocellatum (epaulette shark) is the source of this 6358-nucleotide messenger RNA. RefSeq names its product rho-associated, coiled-coil containing protein kinase 2a (gene rock2a). The coding region runs from base 289 to 4704 and encodes 1471 amino acids. The transcript is spliced from 34 exons. Gene Ontology annotation, biological process: regulation of cell junction assembly; mitotic cytokinesis; Rho protein signal transduction. Gene Ontology annotation, cellular component: cytoskeleton; cytoplasm. Gene Ontology annotation, molecular function: Rho-dependent protein serine/threonine kinase activity; small GTPase binding; ATP binding. NCBI's taxonomy places the organism in Eukaryota, Metazoa, Chordata, Chondrichthyes, Orectolobiformes, Hemiscylliidae. The record is from RefSeq and is a predicted model, not a curated record.
GCCCCGGGGCCGGGCCACCCUCUCUCUCUCUCUCUCAGCUUAUGUCUGUGGCAAAGUUUCCCGUCCGCCUGUGUCUUCCCGAAGGCAGCUGUUGUAGGCCCAGGCUGCCGGGGCCUCAGAAGAGACGGCGGUAGUGGGGAGCACCACACAGAGAGAGAGGAGAGGGUAAGGGGAAGCGUGAGCCCGGGUACAUUUCUCCCGCAACCACCCCCCCCCGGGCUCCGUUCCUCACUCCGAGGAAUCCACACUGAGUCAGAAUCGGGGGGAGGAUUCACGUUCGCCCUCGAGAUGUCGUCGGCGGAUGACCUGAAGACGCGGCUGAAAAAGCUCGAAGCCAUGAUCCGGGACCCGAAGUCUCCGGUAAACGCGGAAUGUUUGCUGGAUGGCCUCAAUGCGCUGGUCCAGGAUUUGGACUUUCCUGCUCUAAGGAAGAACAAAAAUAUUGAAAAUUUCUUAAAUAGAUAUGACAAAGUAAUGGGCAAAGUUCGAGAAAUGCAAAUGAAAGCAGAGGACUAUGAGGUUGUGAAAGUGAUAGGACGAGGUGCAUUCGGUGAAGUUCAGCUGGUUCGACAUAAAGCAUCUCAAAAAGUAUAUGCAAUGAAACUGCUGAGCAAGUUUGAAAUGAUCAAGCGAUCUGAUUCAGCAUUUUUUUGGGAGGAAAGAGAUAUCAUGGCCUUUGCAAACAGUUCCUGGGUUGUCCAGCUAUUUUAUGCCUUUCAAGAUGACAGAUAUCUCUAUAUGGUAAUGGAGUAUAUGCCUGGUGGUGACCUUGUAAACCUCAUGAGCAAUUAUGAUGUGCCUGAAAGAUGGGCCAAGUUCUACACUGCUGAAGUCGUGCUCGCCUUGGAUGGCAUUCAUUCAAUGGGUUUUAUACACAGAGAUGUUAAGCCUGAUAAUAUGUUGUUAGACAAAUUUGGACAUUUAAAGUUGGCAGAUUUUGGUACUUGUAUGAAAAUGGAUUCGACUGGAAUGGUUCACUGUGACACUGCAGUUGGAACUCCUGAUUACAUAUCUCCUGAGGUACUAAAAUCACAGGGAGGGGAUGGUUAUUAUGGCCGGGAGUGCGACUGGUGGUCUGUGGGAGUUUUCCUGUAUGAAAUGCUAGUUGGUGAUACUCCAUUUUAUGCAGAUUCCCUUGUGGGGACAUACAGUAAAAUCAUGGAUCACAAAAAUUCGCUCAAUUUUCCAGAUGAUGUUGAAAUUUCAAAGCAUGCCAAAGACCUCAUCUGUGCCUUCUUGACUGACAGGGAGGUGCGGUUAGGAAGAAAUGGAGUGGAAGAAAUCAAGCGUCAUCCUUUCUUCAAAAAUGAUCAGUGGACAUGGGACAACAUACGUGAUGCUGCUGCCCCUGUAGUGCCUGAAUUGAGCAGUGACGUAGAUACGAGUAACUUUGAUGAUAUUGAGGAUGAUAAAGGAGAAGUGGAAACCUUUCCAACCCCAAAAGCCUUUGCUGGAAACCAGUUACCGUUUGUAGGAUUCACUUACUUCAGAGACAGCCAGUUGCUAAGUGACUCGCCUGCAUCGUACAAAGAGAAUGAACCUAAUUUACCCAGUAAAAUUGAGUCCGCAAAGCUACAGAAGAAGUUACAUCAACUUGAAGAACAAUUGAACAAUGAAAUGCAAGCCAAAGACGAAAUGGAACAAAAAUAUAGAACAUCAAGUAAUCGUCUUGAAAAAGUAUCCAAAGAUUUGGAAGAUGAGAUAACUUGUAGAAAAGAUGUAGAAUCAGCAUUAAGGCAGCUGGAACGGGAAAAGGCACUUCUUCAGCACAAGAAUGCAGAAUAUCACCGUAAAGCUGAAAUGGAAGCUGAUAAAAAGCGUGGCCUAGAAAAUGAAGUUAAUAGUCUGAAGGAUCAACUUGAAGAUCUAAAGAAAAGGAAUCAGAACUCUCAAAUUUCAAAUGAGAAAAUGGCUCAAUUACAGAGACAGCUGGAUGAAGCUAAUGCCUUACUGCGAACAGAAUCUGAGACAGCAGCAAGAUUACGAAAGAACCAAACAGAACUUUCAAAGCAAUUAGGACAGUUGGAAACUAACAACAGAGAGCUACAAGACAAAAAUGCUACAUUGGAUAAUACCAAACUCAAACUUGAAAAGGACUACAUAAGUUUACAAUCAGCACUAGAAGCUGAACGAAGAGACCGCACCCACGGUUCUGAGAUGAUCAGUGAUUUACAAGGGCGGAUUUUAUCGCUUGGAGAUGAAUUGCAAAGCAGUAAGAGCUCAGUGAGCAAAACGGAAAUGGAGAAAAGACAACUGCAAGAUAAACUGACUGAUUUAGAAAAGGAGAAGAAUAAUAUGGAAAUAGAUAUGACAUACAAGCAGAAAGUAUUACAGCAACGACUUGAACAGGAAGAAGCAGAACACAAAGCUACCAAGGCACGAUUAGCAGACAAAAAUAAGAUUUAUGAGUCAAUAGAAGAAGCAAAAUCAGAAGCCAUGAAAGAAAUGGAGAAGAAACUCCAGGAAGAGAGAAGUUCAAAGCAAAAAGUUGAAAACCGUUUGUUGGAAGCUGAAAAGCAGCGUUCAAUGUUGGACUGUGAUAUUAAACAAGCACAACAAAAGAUCGAAGAAUUGCUUAGGCAAAAGGAGAAAUUAACUGAAGAGGUUAAAAAUCUGUCACUGAAAAUAGAACAGGAGACGCAAAAACGUAGUUUAACUCAGAAUGACUUGAAGAUGCAGACACAACAAGUAAAUGCAUUGAAAAUGUCAGAGAAACAACUGAAGCAGGAGAUAAAUCACUUAUUGGAGACUAAAUUGAGCCUGGAAAAGCAGAUUGGAGAGCUGAGAAAAGAGCGCCAGGAUGCUGAUGGCCAGAUGAAAGAGCUUCAGGACCAGCUGGAAGCAGAACAGUAUUUUUCAACAUUGUACAAGACUCAAGUAAGAGAGCUGAAGGAAGAAUGUGAGGAGAAAAGCAAGCUUUGUAAAGAUUUGCAACAAAAAAUGCAGGAGCUGCAGGAUGAGAGAGAUUCUUUGGCAGCACAACUUGAGAUUACACUAACGAAGGCAGACUCUGAGCAGCUUGCACGUUCAAUUGCGGAAGAACAGUAUUCUGACCUAGAGAAAGAAAAAAUUAUGAAGGAGUUAGAAAUUAAAGAGAUGAUGGCAAGGCAUAAGCAGGAGCUGGCUGAAAAGGAUGCUACAAUUGCAUCUCUAGAGGAGACUAAUAGAAUGUUGACUGCAGAUGUAGCAAAUCUUGCAAAUGAGAAGGAGGAACUGAACAACAAAAUGAAGGAGCUUCAGGACCAGGUUCAGAAGCUGAAAGAAGAGGAUGCAAAUUUAGCAAGUAUAAAAUUUCAAUUUGACAAGCAGCUGCUGACUGAGAGGACUCUCAAAACCCAGGCUGUCAAUAAAUUAGCUGAGAUUAUGAAUCGAAAGGACAUGAAGAGAGACCAUGGCAGACGUGGAACUGACACUGAUGUUCGUAAAAAAGAAAAAGAAAAUCGAAAACUGCAAUUGGAGCUGAGGUCAGAGCGGGAAAAGCUGUCGCAAAUGAUGAUUAAAUACCAGAGAGAGCUGAAUGAAAUGCAAGCGCAAAUUGCAGAUGAAAGCCAGGUGAGAAUUGAGCUUCAGAUGGCACUGGAUAGCAAAGACAGUGAUAUUGAGCAACUUCGUUCUCAGCUGCAGUUAGUGCAGGUGGGACUUGACACUACUAGUAUUGGCAGUGGGCCAGGUGAUGCAGAAGCAGAUGAUGGAUUUCCUGUUCGUAUCACUCAGUCCCAUACAACGGAGUCCAUGUCUUUUAGCUACAAACGCUCUUCCACUUCUGUCACCCUUGCCACUAAGCCCUCUUAUUCUUACAUCCAUGGUUCUGAUUCUGAGUCUGAGUCAGACGAAGAUGCAGAGCCCUUUGUACGUACACAGUCUGAUCCUGGCUCUGAGCCUGAACUUGAACCUGAUUCCCCAGAAUCCCGAUUGGAGGGUUGGCUUUCCUUACCCAUGAGAAACAACACAAAGAAAUUCCUAUGGCGAAAGCAGUAUGUAGUUGUGAGCAGUAAGAAGAUUCUAUUUUAUGACAGUGAGCAGGACAAAGAAUUGUCUAAUCCUUCUAUGGUGUUGGAUAUAGACAAACUUUUCCAUGUUCGCCCAGUUACGCAGGGUGAUGUAUAUAGAGCAGAUGCCAAAGAGAUUCCUAGAAUAUUUCAAAUCCUAUAUGCUAAUGAGGGAGAGAGUCGAAAGGAGCAAGAGUUUCCAGUGGAACCACCUGCUUUGGGCGAGAAGUCAAGCUACAUUCCUCACAAAGGUCAUGAAUUUAUACCCACGCUAUACCAUUUCCCAACCAACUGUGAAGCCUGUACAAAGCCACUGUGGCAUAUGUUUAAACCUCCACCAGCUUUGGAGUGUCGUCGCUGCCAUAUCAAAUGUCACAAAGAUCAUAUGGAUAAAAAGGAGGACCUUAUAGCACCAUGUAAAGUGAAUUAUGAUGUUUCAUCUGCAAAAGAUCUGCUAUUAUUAGCCAAUUCAACAGAAGAACAGCAGAAAUGGGUGAGUCGACUGGUGAAAAAAAUUCCAAAGAAACCUCCUGCACAUGAUCCCAACUUCCAUAGAUCUUCACCGAGGUCCUCAAUGCGGGUUCCUCCUAAUCAAUCCAUGAGGAGGCCAAGUCGACAGCUGCCACCAACUAAGCCCAGAUUGCUUGAUAUGGCCUUUAAAGACUGGGACUGGCCGUUUGAUGAUGAUGAUGAUGAUGAUGUUUUUGAUUUUUGAAGAAGUUAUUUUACCUGAAGGGGCUAACUGUGUGCUGGGGAAUGCAGCAAUGUUCGAGAUUAUGGGUUUCCCUCAGCAGAAAAAAAAUAGACUGUGUAGUAUACUCUGACAUUCAAAUGAGUGCACAAAAUGCUGCAAUUUAUUUUAUAUGAAAGGAGCUAAACAUGACUGUCUACAGAUCAAAAGUUUCACAAUAGUUUACAGCACUUUGCAGCAAUGUAAAAUUCUAAACCUGGGAACAGUAUUGGUGUGAUGCAACCCCAGACAGCAAUAGAAGUUGAUGUAAAGAUGCCCCCAGGUUGGUUGUUAUGCAUAAUCUCUGUAAAGCUCUCUUGGAUGUGAUACUACUUGGCAACCAAGUGAAAUAACCACUAGAUUGGUUGGGACGCAGGAUGGAGAAAUGCGCCACUGCCCAAUGAACUGAAAUGUUUUCAAGCAGAAUGAUGAACUUGAGGUGGUUACAACAGUUUAACUAGAAUAAGAAACCAAAUAUGAUGGUCAUAUGAAAGUAUGUUGUCUGGAACAACCCAAGAGAGCUUCGGAAUUUGAGUCAGUCAUACCUUUUCAGUUGUAUUCAGAAUAGUAAUUAGUGAAAGGAAACCACAAUUGGCUUGGCACAAAGUACAUCCACGGUAUGUAUAAAGAACAAGCUUUUGUUAUCACAGUUGCAUCUAUGCACUUGUAUAAAGCCAUAGAGUUUAACAGAUUUGCUUAUGAGCAUAUUAUAGGAAGCUGCAUCUGAAAGGAAUCUGGGAAAAUUGCAGUCCUUCAGGUUGAGGAAGUUUUGAGAAUGUUAUCAGUCAGAAAUACACAUUUUAUAAUGGGCAAGUCGUGAUUUUCAUUUCGUAUCAAAAUAACGCCUUAACAUUUUCUAAAUGUUUGCCCAUUCUGUUAAAUUGAAGUUUACUGAUGACUGUUAUAAUGGAAAUUAAAUGAAAGUUUAUUGUUAAGAAAAAUAGUGCACUAUUUUUACAUGUAACCAUUUGCAUUGGCCAAUUUUGAAUGUGUUUCUAUAAAAUUAUUGAAGAAAAUAUUCAUGUAUGGAAUAGUAAAAAGAGCUAGCUAAUGUACAACUGUUACUACCCUUUGAAAACUAAUUGUACAAGGAAUGACAUGGUAUUGGCCCUUUCAGUUAUAUUACUGUAAUAACAAAUUUAUGGGAUUUGUAAUCCAUUAGACUCACUAAGUGCUAUGAAACCUUAUUUGCCUUGGUUUGUGUACCAUUCUAGAUGUUUUAUUUUCAUUAUUAUUUCUUAAAAAAAGCAUCCGUGUCUGUUAUUUUUACUACAUUCUCACAGCACAUAUAUAAAAAUUUUUACAAACUCUCAAAUGAUUUAACUAAAGUCAUACUGUAGAUGUAUUUUAAAAGUUUGUAUAGAGUUCUCUAUUACUGUAGCUGUAGUGUAGACUCUAGCACGGUUGCAGUAGUUCAUAAUGAGGACUCGUGUGUAGCUGGAAAGCUGAGCCCUUGCAAAUGGGCCAUUCGUACAUAUAUAUUGUUUUACAUGCAAUCUUACAAAAUACAUAAUUUAUAUUGGCUUGGCCAUUUUGUAUUUAUAAAGGCUUUCAUCCUGAAAUGCAUGUUUUAUACAACUACAGUAUGCUGAAGAUAAUGUAAACAUAUUUGACAAUAAAACCAUUAUGUAGCCUUCCA